Molecule: messenger RNA, 621 nt
Organism: Paramecium tetraurelia
Lineage: Eukaryota; Ciliophora; Oligohymenophorea; Peniculida; Parameciidae
Exons: 2
Source: RefSeq, a predicted model, not a curated record
AUGGCGAUCUUUACAUUAAUUUAUUUUCUGAUACUAGAAAGGGUAAAGUUCUCCUUUCUUCAGGAUUAUAAUUAUAUAGAACUGGAAUCAAUGCUCAAAUAAUUCUUCAACAAACUCUAAGACCUCUACAGUCAGUCUCUCUUUUCAAUGUAUAAAAUUUUGUGUUAUGGAAAUAGUUUCAUGAUGUUGCUGGUUACCUACUUCUCAGACAAAAUACACAAAGAAGGAGAAUAUGUAUUGCUCAUAACACGUGCACUAAACAACCAUUAAUUCACAAUAGAGACUCCUAUGAGUAAUGAUACCAAUUUCAUUCAAGUGCAAUUUGGAAAUAGUGUAAAUUUGUAUUAUUCAUAUUGGAAUUUAAAAUCUGCAAUCUUACUUAGCCAGCCUACAAUUAUUUAUCAAGUGCAUAAUACUUGGCUAGAGAUAGAUGCAGAAUUAAUUUGGUCGAAAACUCUAACCCUGAGAGAAGAAUAUGUGAAAACCAAACAUUAUAAAUUGUUCCUAUUAAAUAUGUCUUGUGAAGAUUAUAUUAGAACUGAUAUCAUUAUACAUUAGACGCUGUUUUGGCAUACUUUAAGUGAUGUACUGAUGUUCAAAUUAUUGACCAAAUUAGACUGA